AUGACAACCCCCCGCGUCUUCAUCAUCCGCCACGGCGAAACCGAAUGGUCCCUCUCCGGCCGCCACACGGGCACGACCGACAUCCCCCUCACGGCCAACGGCGAGAAGCGCAUCCUCGCGACGGGCAAAGCCCUCGUCGGCAGCGACCGGCUCAUCGUCCCCGCGAACCUCGCACACAUCUACGUGUCCCCGCGCAACCGCGCGCAGCGGACGCUGGAAUUGCUCGGGCUGGGGUGUAAAGCGGGCUUGCCGUGGCCGCGACACGGGGCCGUCGAAGAGGGCUUGCAGAAUGGGGAGACCACGAAUGCUGAGGUCGAGGUGGACGAGAGGUGUCGCGAGUGGGAUUAUGGGGAUUACGAGGGCGUUACGUCGCAGGAGAUCCGCGAGCUGAGGAGGCAGAGGGGCGAGGGGGAGUGGGAUAUCUGGAGGGAUGGAUGUCCCGGGGGAGAGUAUGUCUUUUUUUUUUCCCUCUUUGCCCCCUUUUGUUAUUUUCCCUGAUAGAUCCAAUUCUUCAAUUUCUUUCUUUCUUUCUUUCCAUGGCUGGUUUUUUUUUUGUUAUUGGUAUCGCAAUUCUUCUAACACCGUCCAUCUUCUCCCUCCAUCUAGAUCCCCAGCCCAAAUCACCCAACGUCUCGACUCCCUCAUCGCCGACAUCCGCACGAAAUACCACUCCCGCGCCAUCGGCAAGCCCAAAGGCACCGUCCGCGAACCCUUUGACGUCCUCAUCGUGGCACACGGACACAUCCUGCGCGCCUUCGCGGGCCGGUGGGUCGGCAAGGACAUUGCGGAAAACCCGAGUCUGAUCUUGGAGGCCGGCGGCGUGGGCACGCUGAGUUAUGAGCAUCAUAGCUUGAAGGAGCCGGCUAUUCUGUUGGGUGGGGCGUUUAUGAGUGAUGUGGUGGAGAAUGCGGAGGGGCCGUCGAGGUGA
This is a messenger RNA of Lecanosticta acicola, 928 nucleotides long. Lineage: Eukaryota; Fungi; Ascomycota; Dothideomycetes; Mycosphaerellales; Mycosphaerellaceae. The record is from the annotation of a GenBank genome assembly.